AUGCCUUUUGGGUUGGCGGGUUUGAGAGAACAGGUGCUAAAGCCUGGUAAGGAGGAAGUGAAGAACACCGUUGGGGACUCUCUGGGAAAACUGCAAAGGAAAAUAGAUGGUAGUAACGUAGAAGAAGAGGACAACAUUGAACUGACGGAGGAUGGGCGUCCUGUGGCGUCGACUCCUCGUGCAGCCCCGCUGCUGGACUGCAGCUGUGGUGGUCUACCCAAGCGCUACAUCAUCGCCAUCCUAAGCGGCCUGGGCUUCUGUAUCUCCUUUGGCAUCCGCUGCAACCUUGGCGUAGCCAUUGUGGAAAUGGUGAACAACAACACGGUCUAUAUCAAUGGAACUCCUGUGCUGCAGAAAGCUCAGUUUAACUGGGAUCCGGAGACAGUGGGGCUGAUCCAUGGCUCCUUUUUCUGGGGAUACAUUGUCACUCAAAUCCCCGGCGGUUUCAUCUCCAACAAGCUGUCAGCCAACAGGGUAUUUGGAGCGGCCAUAUUCCUGACAUCAGUGCUCAACAUGUUCAUCCCAUCAGCAGCCAGGGUUCACUAUGGCUGUGUCAUGUUUGUCCGUAUCCUGCAGGGCCUUGUAGAGGGCGUCACCUACCCAGCAUGCCAUGGGAUGUGGUCCAAAUGGGCGCCACCUCUUGAGCGAAGUCGACUGGCAACAACUUCAUUCUGUGGCUCGUACGCAGGAGCAGUGAUCGCCAUGCCGUUGGCCGGAGUGCUUGUUCAAUACGUUGGGUGGUCUUCAGUCUUCUACAUUUAUGGUGUUUUCGGGAUCAUCUGGUACAUCAUGUGGCUCCUGCUGGCGUAUGGAAGUCCUGCUGCUCAUCCCACAAUCACUGAGGAGGAAAGGACGUACAUAGAGACCACGAUUGGUGAAACAAUGCAGCAGAUGAGUGUGACUGAGAAAUUCAAGACCCCUUGGCGUCGUUUCUUCACCUCCAUGCCUGUCUAUGCCAUCAUCGUGGCCAACUUUUGCCGCAGCUGGACCUUCUACCUGCUCCUCAUCAGUCAGCCGGCAUAUUUUGAGGAAGUCUUUGGGUUUCCCAUUAGCAAGGUGGGCAUCCUGUCUGCUGUUCCCCACAUGGUGAUGACAAUUGUGGUUCCUAUUGGGGGUCAGCUGGCCGACUUCCUACGCAGCAACAAAAUAAUGUCUACAACAAAUGUGAGGAAACUCAUGAACUGUGGAGGGUUUGGGAUGGAGGCCACCCUGCUGCUGGUAGUUGGGUUUUCUCACACUCGAGGAGUCGCCAUCUCAUUCCUAGUUCUGGCUGUAGGGUUCAGUGGUUUUGCCAUUUCAGGCUUCAAUGUCAAUCAUCUGGACAUCGCUCCUCGUUAUGCCAGCAUCCUGAUGGGAAUCUCUAACGGGGUGGGAACGCUCUCGGGAAUGGUGUGUCCUUUGAUUGUCGGAGCCCUGACUAAGCACAAGACUCGUCUGGAGUGGCAGAAUGUCUUUGUCAUUGCGUCCAUGGUGCAUUACUCAGGAGUCAUCUUCUACGCCAUCUUUGCUUCUGGAGAGCAGCAGGAAUGGGCCAACCCCGAGAGCACCAGCGAGGAUAAACGUGGCAUUAUUGACGAGGAUGAACUGGCUGAAGAGUCAGAGCUGAACACUGACAACACUGUGGCUCCAAAGAGGAGCUACGGCACCACGGACAAUUCAUCCGGGCAGAAACAAAACUGGACAAAGAAAAGAGGGGCCUCCAUGCAAGAGGAGGAGGAACAUUUUAGGAAUGGGGACUACCAGGAUGGCUACCAGUGAGACACCCUGUGGGCCAAAGGACUUUCAAAACCUUAAAACCCUGUAGAAGCUAACAUUUCAUUUCAUACCUUUGGAAAUGUAAAAAACUUCAAGGAAUAGACGGCAGCAGAUGCUUUAUCUGUACCUCAUAAUGGCCCUUUUCUUUAUUUUGACUAAUACUCCAGUUUAACUGUGAUGUGCUGUCAAAUCUACAGCAAGAAAUCAAAUAUAGACAGAACAAAAAGUCAAACUUUUAUAGCAUUUUUAUCAGGAGCAACAUUACGUUGAAAGA
Messenger RNA from Cheilinus undulatus (humphead wrasse), 2029 nucleotides. RefSeq names its product solute carrier family 17 member 8 (gene slc17a8). Gene Ontology annotation, cellular component: synaptic vesicle membrane; excitatory synapse. Lineage: Eukaryota; Metazoa; Chordata; Actinopteri; Labriformes; Labridae. The coding region runs from base 1 to 1758 and encodes 585 amino acids. Gene Ontology annotation, biological process: transmembrane transport; neurotransmitter loading into synaptic vesicle; monoatomic anion transport. The record is from RefSeq and is a predicted model, not a curated record. The transcript is spliced from 12 exons. Gene Ontology annotation, molecular function: L-glutamate transmembrane transporter activity; neurotransmitter transmembrane transporter activity.